This is a messenger RNA of Nicotiana attenuata, 897 nucleotides long. RefSeq names its product probable U6 snRNA-associated Sm-like protein LSm4. The transcript is spliced from 9 exons. The coding region runs from base 137 to 577 and encodes 146 amino acids. Gene Ontology annotation, molecular function: U6 snRNA binding. Gene Ontology annotation, biological process: mRNA splicing, via spliceosome; nuclear-transcribed mRNA catabolic process; spliceosomal snRNP assembly. Gene Ontology annotation, cellular component: spliceosomal tri-snRNP complex; P-body; U6 snRNP. The record is from RefSeq and is a predicted model, not a curated record. NCBI's taxonomy places the organism in Eukaryota, Viridiplantae, Streptophyta, Magnoliopsida, Solanales, Solanaceae.
GCAUAAUGAAAAAUAUUCAAUUUAGUAGUACUAGUAAAAGACUAAAAGUGUAUUUGCCCUACGUCUGGUUGCCAAGAAGGUGGAAGACGAAGAAGAUCAAUCAGCAAUUUGAAUUCGGAUCUUCACACAUUAAAAGAUGCUCCCACUCUCUCUGCUCAAGACUGCACAGGGGCAUCCCAUGUUGGUGGAACUAAAAAAUGGGGAAACGUAUAAUGGACAUUUGGUCAACUGUGAUACCUGGAUGAAUAUCCAUCUUCGUGAAGUUAUCUGUACUUCAAAGGAUGGAGAUAGAUUUUGGAGAAUGCCAGAAUGUUACGUUCGUGGGAAUACAAUAAAAUACCUUCGAGUACCUGAUGAGGUGAUUGAUAAGGUUCAGGAGGAGGCAAAAAGCCGUACAGAUAGAAAACCGCCUGGUGUAGGACGUGGAAGGGGAAGAGGAGGUAGAGAUGACAGUGCUGCGGGGAGACAAGGAAAAGGAUAUGGGCGUGGGAUGGAUGAUGGAGGUGCCAAAGGCCGGGGCAAAGGAGGACCUAGUGCCAAGUCUGGUGGCAGAGGUGGAGGUCGCGGACGUGGCUAAUAAUCUUUCAUCGAGAGACCAGGAAGCCAGAUUGGAGUUGGUGCUGCACUCUGUGUCUGUUUACUAUGAAAUGCAGACAAAGAAAGGGAUUCUGUCAUCCUACCAUUGGAUCUAGUUCAGGACACUCUCGGACUCAUACUAAAACAGACUGUUGUACAGACAUCUGGAUUUAAUAGUUCCUCGUGUCUGCGUGAUGUUUAUACUCGCUUAGACUCUCCUGGUACUGCUGCUCGAGCUAUUUGUUCUUUUAUACCUGUUAGUUGAUAACUGAUGAAUGAUGUCAGAUAAUGGUUCGAGUUAUAGUGAGGUUAAUUUGCACA